GCCUAGCUGGGAGGUUGAACUUGAGCUGGUUCGCAGUUUGAGUGAGUGGAUGACAGGUCACCCCUGACUGGGAAGGUUCUUCCAGCGAUUCAGGAUUGGGGGACCAUGCAGAGAGACGGGAGGGCAGAGCUGUGCUCGGGGCUGCUCCCCAGGACCUGAGCUGGGACCCAGCAUUUUCAGCUCUGCCGGGUCCUGCAUGACAUCAACGGUCCCCUCGGUGCUGAUGCUGCCGGGAGUUCCGAGCUGGGGCCAGUCCGGCGCCAGGCACAGACACUUCAGCCCUUGUUGGGAUAACAGAGAGAGGCUGUGUUGUCCAUUGCCCAUCCUCCGGCUCCAACUGUUGGUUCUCUCAAAGGCCUCUCCUCAGGCCGGCGCAGAGUCCCCCCAGGCCUAGCCAUCCUGGACUUCUGGAGCUGCCCUGGCUCACAGGGAUCUUGCUACCUUGGCUGUCCUUGAAAAACACUCAGCCUGGGAGGAGCCAUCCUGACCAUUCUCCUUCCUUCCCUCCUGAGAUGUUUGAUUGGAGAGGCUGGGUCCAGUGGGUAUCCUUUCCUGUCCCAGGCAGGGGUUGCUGCCAAAGCUCAGGCUGUGGCAGCACCCACCCUAUCACUGUUACAGAAUGGACUCUAGUGCCAGCCCGGCAGGGACUUCCAGUCCACAGCCUUCAAGGGCCAAUGGGAACAUCAACCUGGGGCCUUCAGCCAACCCAAAUGCCCGGCCCACCGACUUCGACUUCCUCAAAGUCAUUGGCAAAGGCAACUAUGGGAAGGUCCUCCUGGCCAAGCGCAAGUCCGACGGGAUGUUCUAUGCAGUGAAGGUGCUGCAGAAAAAGUUCAUCUUAAAGAAUAAAGAGCAGAACCACAUCAUGGCGGAGCGCAACGUGCUUCUGAAGAACGUGCGGCACCCCUUCCUCGUGGGCCUGCGCUACUCCUUCCAGACCCCCGAGAAACUCUACUUCGUGCUCGACUACGUCAAUGGAGGAGAGCUCUUCUUCCACCUGCAGCGGGAGCGCAGGUUCCUGGAGCCCCGCGCCCGGUUCUACGCUGCCGAGGUGGCCAGUGCCAUUGGCUACCUGCACUCCCUCAACAUCAUCUACAGGGACCUGAAACCAGAGAACAUUCUCUUGGACUGCCAGGGACACGUGGUCCUGACAGAUUUUGGCCUCUGCAAGGAAGGUGUAGAGCCGGAGGAGACCACAUCCACAUUCUGUGGCACCCCCGAGUACUUGGCUCCAGAAGUGCUUCGUAAAGAGCCUUAUGAUCGGGCGGUGGACUGGUGGUGUCUGGGCGCCGUCCUCUACGAGAUGCUGCAUGGCCUGCCACCCUUCUACAGCCGAGACAUCUCACAGAUGUAUGAGAACAUUCUGCACCAGCCACUACAGAUCCCUGUGGGCCGGACGGUGGCUGCCUGUGACCUCCUGCAAGCCCUUCUCCACAAGGACCAGAGGCAGCGGCUGGGCUCCAAGGCAGACUUUACUGAGAUCAAGAACCACGUAUUCUUCAGCCCCAUAAACUGGGAUGACUUGUACCACAAGAGGCUGACCCCACCCUUCAACCCAAACGUGGAAGGACCUGCUGACUUGAAACACUUUGACCCAGAGUUCACCCAGGAAGCCGUGUCAAAGUCCAUUGGCUGCACUCCCGACACUGUGGCCAGCAGCUCCGGGGCCUCAAGUGCAUUCCUGGGAUUUUCCUAUGUGCCGGAGGAUGAUGCCGUCUUGGAUUGCUAGGAGACAAGUAUCUGUGAAGCCACUGAAGACAGCUGGUACCCGGCAGUCCCCUGCCCCAGGAACUAUAGGGGAUGAAGCGGAAGACCUUGGAAAACACACCAAUGACACUGACACUGGAGACCAAAGCUGGUCAGCAGAGCUGUUGUCACCUGUUGGCCUGCACUGAGAAUUCUGAAAGUCUGAUUUGAUUCCUAUCUUAAUAGUGUCUGUUAGUUGACAAAUGUGGAACAUGAGGGAGGGGCCCAAAUUCCCCCAAUUCCCCAGAGCAAAAUUCAAGAUUCUAAUUGUCCAAAACGUGCUGGCACUGCCAAAUGUACACAAUCUGCUAUGGACUAGGAAACCCAUAAUGACUCUCUCUGUUCUAAGACUAUAAGAUCACAAAACUUUCAGGAUAGAAAAUAAAAAUGAAGAAAAACUAUGAUA
Myotis daubentonii (Daubenton's bat) is the source of this 2152-nucleotide messenger RNA. It is a transcript of the gene SGK2, whose product is annotated as serum/glucocorticoid regulated kinase 2. Lineage: Eukaryota; Metazoa; Chordata; Mammalia; Chiroptera; Vespertilionidae. The transcript has 16 exons. The record is from RefSeq and is a predicted model, not a curated record. Bases 620 to 1729 code for a protein of 369 amino acids. Gene Ontology annotation, biological process: protein phosphorylation. Gene Ontology annotation, molecular function: ATP binding; protein serine/threonine kinase activity.